AUGGCACCUCGAAAACUCUCAAUUUACCUGAUAUUCAUCGCAUUAUACACCGACUCAAUCACGUGCACGUUCACCAUAACCAACAACUGCCCUUACACGAUAUGGCCCGGCACUCUAGCUGGCUCAGGUACACCUCAGCUCCCCACAACUGGGUUCCAGCUGGAUCCGGGCCUGAGUUUUUCCAUCCCCAAUUAUCCGGGCUGGUCGGGCCGGAUAUGGGCCCGGACUGGAUGCACAUUUGAUGAGACGGGACUCGGUUCAUGUCAGACCGGAGAUUGUGGCGGGCGGCUCGAAUGUGGCGGCAUUGGUGCUACGCCACCAGCAUCGCUGUUUGAGAUAACACUUGGAAUUGGGGAGCAGAAAGAUUUUUACGAUGUUAGUAUAGUUGAUGGGUAUAAUCUGCCGUUAGUAGCCGGGCCAAGAGGGAUUUAUGGGGGAUGCAACGCCACCGGAUGUGUAGUAGAUAUCAACAUGGGUUGCCCUAGAGAACUUCAGGUGACAGGUAACGAUGGAGGAGAAGGAGGAGUUGUGGCGUGCAGGAGUGCAUGUGAAGCUUUCGGGCUCGACCAAUACUGUUGUAGUGGAGAAUUUGCUAACCCGAACACGUGCAGGCCAUCUUUCUAUUCUGGAAUCUUCAAGAGAGCUUGCCCGAGGGCUUAUAGCUAUGCAUUUGAUGAUGGAACCAGCACUUUUACCUGCAAGUCACCUGAUUAUGCUAUUAUAUUUUGCCCCAAUAGCGGCAUGAGGAGAAUAGAUGGUGGGUCACAAGCUCCUGUAGAUGGAGAAAGACACAGUGAUAAAAUCAAACCGUUUGUUUCAUCUACGACAAUCUUGAUACCAAUCCAAACAUCAAUUUUUGUUCUCUUCUCUUUCAUAUUGUUGGAAUACCUCGUGGCUUGA
Messenger RNA from Striga hermonthica, 900 nucleotides. Lineage: Eukaryota; Viridiplantae; Streptophyta; Magnoliopsida; Lamiales; Orobanchaceae. The record is from the annotation of a GenBank genome assembly.